Messenger RNA from Callorhinus ursinus (northern fur seal), 1272 nucleotides. It is a transcript of the gene SOD3, whose product is annotated as superoxide dismutase 3. Gene Ontology annotation, biological process: superoxide metabolic process. The record is from RefSeq and is a predicted model, not a curated record. Gene Ontology annotation, molecular function: copper ion binding. NCBI's taxonomy places the organism in Eukaryota, Metazoa, Chordata, Mammalia, Carnivora, Otariidae.
AUGCUGGCUCCGGCGCUGCUGUGUGCCUGCCUGCUGCUGGCGGCCCCCGCCUCGCGCGCCUGGCCCCGUACCGACCCGGAGGAGCCCGGCUCCAGCACGGCGGCGCAGAUCCGCGACAUGCACGAGAAAGUGACGGCCAUCUGGCAGGAGCUGACGCAGCGGCGGGCGGCGGCCGAAGGCGGCCCGGACGCCGCGCUCCACGCCGCCUGCCGGGUGCAGCCGUCCGCCACGCUGGACGCCGCGCAGCCCCGGGUGAGCGGCCUUGUGCUCUUCCGGCAGCUGGCUCCCGGCGCCCGGCUCGAGGCCUUCUUCGACCUGGAGGGCUUCCCGGCCGAGGCCAACAGCUCCAGCCGCGCCAUCCACGUGCACCAGUUCGGGGACCUGAGCCAGGGCUGCGAGUCCACGGGCGCGCACUACAACCCGCUGGCCGUGCCGCACCCGCAGCACCCGGGCGACUUCGGCAACUUCGCCGUGCGCGACGGCCGCCUCUUCAAGCACCGCGGCGGCCUGGCCGCCUCGCUCGCCGGCCCGCACUCGAUCGUGGGCCGCGCCGUGGUGGUGCACGCGGGCGAGGACGACCUGGGCCGCGGCAGCAACCCCGCCAGCGUGGAGAACGGCAACGCGGGCCGCCGGCUCGCCUGCUGCGUGGUGGGCGUGAGCGGCCCGCUGCCCUGGGCGCGCCUGGCGCAGGAGCACGCGGAGCGCAGGAAGCGGCGGCGGGAGAGCGACUGCAAGGCCGCCUGAGCGCGCACCCCGCUUCCCUGCGGGCCCCGACGCCCUUCCCUUCCGCGCGCGCCCGAGACCUGCCCCCUGCCUGCCUCGAGUCUCUCCCUCUGCUCCCAGAGAGACCGCCCCCGCCCCGGGGUCCCAGUGCUGCCAUGGCUGAGGUCUCCCCCAAAAGCCCCUCCACCCAGAGGCCUCCAACCACGUAUGCUGAGACACGCCUCUGCCUCCAGAAGGCAGCCCCCGCCCUCUGAGACACUCAUCCUGAGCUCUGAGGACCCCCGGAGGUAUUGAAAUACCCCAUCUGCCCUCCCCAAACCUCUCCCGCCUCCCCCAGGUCCCUUUCCACCCUGACACCCUUACCCUCAGUCCAGGAGCCCUGAAACCCCUCUUUGCCCUAAGGCCUCAGCUCCUCCCACCCCGUAGAUUCCUUCUGAGACCCCUCCUGAGGUUACCCAGAACCCUCGCCCGCCCAGCCACCUCUCCCGCACCCUGCCAGCUCAAGCAGCCUGCGGUCAGGCGCCCCUGCCCGGUGCCCUCAGCUGUCAC